UAUCACGGGAGCGCAUACCUGGGUGUCUAGUACCCGAAUGUAAUCAUUCGCACGAUGGGUCUAUGUCAAGUUUGCAAAGCGCUUGACAUUGCUCUUCUACUACGGGGGCAUAGCAGGAACGCGAACGCCACUAUACCAUUCCAUGCAGAUCUCUUCUACGUCAGACGAUCUGCAAGCAAUGGCUGUGGCCUUUGUAAGGCGUUAUGGACAGAAUUCAGUCAGAAGCCGUCUUGCUGGCAGGAUGGCCAGCUCGGUCCACAGUUGAAGGGAUCGAAUCUCAUAAUCACUUGCCUGAGGGCUGCAGUUCUGUAUAUUAGGGUGCCUGGUGUCUCGCCAGCGCCCUGGGCUGUGCUUCAGCUUCUUCGAGACGGACGUCUGGAGUACGAUUCUGAGCCAACAUCAUUGGUCCCAUUUGCUGGGGUUGAUAAGGAUCCAACUUCUGGUCUCAAGUUUGCUAGUGCAUGCCUAAAAGAAUGUGGUCAACACCACUCAGAGUGCGAAAGUAACUUCUCGGCGCCAGAUCGAUUGCUCGCAGUGGGAAACAUAUCCCGCGACCCUCACCUUGUCUCGUUACAGUCUCGUCAAGAUAACAUAGGUGUAAAAUGGGCAGCGCUGAGCUACUGCUGGGGUGAUGCUGUUGAGCCUAUGGUGAAGCUAGAUUCUGACAACCUGUCUAAACUUGAGAAAGGUGUUCCGUUGGAAGACUUUGAUGCUACCAUCCGGGAUGCUAUCAUUGUUACACGCAAGUUGGAUAUCCCAUACCUUUGGGUGGACUCGCUGUGUAUCAUACAACAACACGGUUCGUCCGACUGGUUCGAACAAUCUUCACGAAUGAAUCAAAUUUACGGCGGGUCCUACGUAACGAUAGCAGCUCUGGAUUCUACCUCGGUGAAGGAAGGCUUCCUCAAAGAACGUAACAUUGUAGACAUUGGUCUAGAGUGGAAGCGUAAGCAAAGCGGUCAUAAAUAUCGUAGUGUGACGCAAAGACAACCGCUGCUUGUCUCUACAUCAGUUGCGCAAUGUGAUCCAGAAGGCCCGCUCCUGAGGAGAGGCUGGACAAUGCAGGAAUCACUGAUGCCUAACCGUAUUAUCUUCUUCUCUGCACAAGGAGUAACAUGGACCUGCCAGAAAUGCGUCAAGACCGAGUCAGGCGAUAGCGUUACACCAUUGGAUGACGUACUUGAGCAAUGGAAACAUACAGCAUCGGAUCCAGGCGACAUCUGGGGUUAUGACCUCUACACAAAGUUCAAACUAUUCUCGUGGCAGCUUGGAAUACGCGCCAACAAUCCUGGGGAGAGGUUUCGUCUGUGGUGGCAGAUCAUUGAGCAGUACAGUCCUCGCUCAUUCACGAAAAUGUCCGAUAGACUCAUAGCGAUCUCAGGCGUCGCUAGUCUGUAUGCCGACAUGGCAGAACUCGGUGAUGGACACACUUCCUACUACGCUGGAAUCUGGAAAUGGGAUAUUCCUUGCGGGCUCUGCUGGCGAUGUCCGGAACAGCUUCUCUCUCCAGAACGACCUGAACUAAGAGACAUGGACACAUAUUUUCCAUCCUGGAGCUGGGCAAGCGCACCGAAAAAUGCCAUAGUGUACAAUGGUCUCGCAAACGAGUACUUCAGAUCUAUGUCUCGACUUGUUAAUAUCAAAGUCGAGCUUUCUGACCCUUCGAAUCCAUUUGGAUCGGUCAAAAGUGGUCAAGUAGUCGUGGAAGGCCCCCUGAUGUCUCUCACGGCACUCUUCAACUCACGAUGGAAAGAUGAUUAUGCACCAAUGUCUAGCCUGGAACGAUGCAUAGCUUCCAAGAUUGAUCAUGAAAAAAGGAGCCGCCAACUUCAAUCAUCACUCAAGGAUGAACAGCCAGAUCAGUUCGUAGCCAUGAUUUUGGGCCAAGCGUUCCAUGAGCAGAUGAAUGCUAUGGGCGUGAUCACAUCUGGUUUGGAGAGGGUACAACUGACUAACACUCCACUCAUGAGCCCUGUACCUUUAGCACCGUCAAUUUAUACAAAUCUCAUUGUACUCAUCUUACGCAAAGCAGGCACGGAUUCAGACAACCAACAGCUCUAUAUGCGCCAUGCUUUGAUUAAUAUCAACACCGUCGCGUGGGACAAGCUAUCAACUGGGAUCCCCCUUGAUGACUACUGGACGAAUCUGGAAAAUGAGUUUGCGUCGUUCGAUCCCUCAUUUAAGAAUGCAUUCAAGAAUGCUGAACAACGUGAUCGUCCAUUCUUGCUCGCUGUAAGAGAAGCAGCACCGAAGCAGAUGCCAAAAGAGUUCUUGCCGCAUCGUCUGAAUGGCAAUGUCAUUGAGGAUUAUCGGAGGAAGCCUUGGCCGCUAGGGACGGUGACGAUUGUGUGAAGAGUACGAUACGCGCACGCGAGGUCGAGAUACAUGUUAUAGGCGUUCCUAGUCAUUAGCAAGCAAAACAGUACACCUCUCUCUCUGGUCUGGUCUCUCUUUUUCCAUUCCUUCAGGAGAAGAUGCACUACAGACUGCUCUUUGAACUCCAUCGAGUUUCUGAAAGUCUUAAAAUGCUUUAUGGUUCGUCUCCAGAUUCAUUCCUGGCUCUGGCAUGAUCCUGUGGAUCUGAGGAGAAACCAGAGAUCUAACAUGAUGCUGUUUGUCUCAAUGACU
Pseudovirgaria hyperparasitica is the source of this 2628-nucleotide messenger RNA. RefSeq names its product HET-domain-containing protein. The record is from RefSeq and is a predicted model, not a curated record. NCBI's taxonomy places the organism in Eukaryota, Fungi, Ascomycota, Dothideomycetes, Acrospermales, Acrospermaceae. The transcript is spliced from 2 exons. Bases 55 to 2352 code for a protein of 765 amino acids.